GGGCGGGUCUUCCUGCGCAGUGCUUCCGGGUUCAUUUCAAACACAUGACUUUACCAUUCCCCCGAAAAUGUGUAAUAUUUGAGCUAAAAACUUUAUAAUAUUAUAAUUUUAUUUUGUAAUUUAACUCGAAAUAAAAGAAAACAUGUGGCGACAGACGAAAACCGCGAUCCACAAAGUCUUACGAUUAAAUGUCCUCCAUAGACACACAUGCAGAGCACUGCAGAGCACCUCAGCUCCAGAGAGGGCGCUGCAGUACACGCCUGGACAGAACAUUCAUGGGUUCACCAUCAAAGAGGUGGUGUCUGUCCCGGACCUGUUUCUCACUGCGGUCAAACUCACUCACGAUCAAACAGGAGCUCACUAUCUGCACGCAGCCAGAGAUGACUCCAACAAUCUGUUCAGUGUACAGUUCAGGACCACUCCCAUGGACAGCACUGGGGUACCUCACAUCCUGGAGCACACGGUUCUUUGUGGAUCUCAGAGGUUUCCGGUUCGAGAUCCGUUCUUUAAGAUGCUGAACCGCUCCCUCUCCACGUUUAUGAAUGCCUUCACAGCGAGCGACUACACCAUGUAUCCGUUCUCUACACAAAACUCCAAGGACUUCAAGAACCUUCUGUCCGUGUAUCUGGACGCUGUGUUUUUCCCCUGUUUAAGAGAGCAGGACUUCUGGCAGGAAGGCUGGAGGCUGGAGAAUGAAGACCCCUCUAACCCAAAGUCUCCUCUGGUUUUUAAAGGAGUCGUCUUCAAUGAAAUGAAGGGAGCUUUUUCUGAUAACGAGCGGUUGUACGCGCAGUACCUGCAGAAUAAGCUGUUCCCCGACCACACAUACUCUGUGGUGUCUGGAGGAGAGCCGCUGUGUAUCCCAGAUCUGACCUGGAACCAGCUCAAACAGUUCCAUGCUACUCACUACCACCCAAGUAAUGCCAGGUUCUUCACAUACGGAGACCUGCCUCUGGAGCAGCACCUGCAGCAGAUCCACCAGGAGGCGCUGUCCAAGUUUGAGCGAAUCGACCCCAAAACAGAAGUGCCCCCCCAGCCGCAUUGGCCCUACCCCAGGGAGGCGCAUGUGAGCUGUGGUCCUGAUGCCCUGGCUCCAGAUCAGACUCGACAGAACACUCUCUGUGUCAGCUUCCUCCUGCCAGAGAUCACAGACUGUUUUGAAGGCUUCACUCUCAGUCUGCUGUCCUCGCUCAUGGUCUCUGGUCCAAACUCUCCGUUUUACAAAGCGCUCAUCGAACCCAAGAUCGGAACAGACUUCUCCUCUGUCGUUGGAUAUGAUGGCAGCACCAGAGAGGCUUCGUUCAGUGUGGGUCUGCAGGGCAUGUCUGAGCAGGACAUGGAGAGAGUGAAGCACAUCAUAAACCAGACCAUAGACCACAUUAUUCAGGUUGGAUUUGAGGAGGAGAGAAUCGAGGCCUUGCUCCAUAAAAUCGAGAUUCAGAUGAAACACCAGUCGACCAACUUUGGACUGGCUCUGGCCUCGUACAUAGCGUCCUCUUGGAACCAUGAUGGAGACCCAGUGGAGCUGCUGCAGAUCAGUGACAGUGUGAACAGGUUCAAACAGGCUCUGAAGGACAACCCCCGAUACCUGCAGGAGAAGGUCCAGGAAUACUUUAAAGAUAAUACCCACAGACUGACCCUGUCCAUGAGUCCAGAUGAGCAGUAUCUGGAUAAACAGGCUAAAUCUGAGGAGGAGAAACUUCAGCAGAAGGUCCAGGUUCUGACAGAGGAGGACCGGAAGGAGAUCUACGAUAAAGGUCUGGAGCUGCUCUCUGCUCAGUCGGCCCCUCAGGACGCCUCGUGUCUCCCAGCUCUAAAAGUGUCAGACAUCGACCCGGUCACCACAAGGACUCCGGUUCAAAUCUCCUCUGUCGGGGGCGUGCCAGUGCAGUUGUGUGAGCAGCCCACUAAUGGCCUGGUGUACUUCAGAGCUCUGUGUAACCUCAACACUCUGUCCGAAGACCUGCGCCCCCUAGUGCCCCUCUUCUGCUCCGUCAUCACCAAGAUGGGCUGUGGUUCGUUGGACUACAGACAGCAGGCUCAGGAGAUGGAGCUGAGGACUGGAGGCAUGUCUGUGUCUGCUCAGGUCAUCCCCGACUCCUCCCACCUCGACAUGUACGAGCAGGGGAUGGUGCUGUCAUCGUCGUGUCUGGAGAGAAACCUGCCGCACAUGUUUGGCCUCUGGAGAGACGUCUUCAACAGGCCUCACUUUGAUAAUGAGGAGCGGCUGCGUGUGCUGGUGAUGAUGUCUGCACAGGAGCUGGCCAAUGGGAUCUCAUACUCGGGUCACAUGUAUGCCAUGACCCGAGCUGCGCGCCAUCUGACACCCGCAGGAGAUCUGCACGAAACAUUUGGGGGCAUGGAGCAGGUGAAGUUCAUGAAGAGGGUGGCCGAGAUGCAAGACCUGAACCAUGUGAUCAGAACUCUGCCCCGACUCAAGAAGCACCUGUUUAACCCACACAACAUGAGAUGUGCGAUCAACGCCACUCCACAGAAGAUGUCCGACUCUACUAAACACCUGGAGACUUUUCUGAAGGAGGUCUCAGGAAACAGGAAGGACCGAAAGCCUGUCAGACCCAACACCAUCCUGAAACCCAUCGACCCACGGCUCGAAUCAGGACCCACCAAGACUCUCAUAGACGACUCAAACUACCAACCCUGUCACAUGAAGACUUUCUUCCAGAUGCCCUUCCCUGUGAACUUUGUCAGUCAAAGCAUUCGCACUGUUCCAUUCACACAUCAGGACUAUGCCAGCCUGUCUGUUCUGGCGAGGAUGAUGACGGCCAAGUACCUUCACGGAGAGAUCCGAGAGAAGGGCGGAGCUUAUGGGGGUGGGGCAAGGAUGGGGAGCGGGCUCUUCACAUUCUACUCGUACAGGGACCCUCAGUCAGCUCAGACCUUAGCGGCGUUCCGCAGAGGUGUAGACUGGGCUAAAGCCGGACUUUUCUCUCAGCAGGACAUCGACGAGGCCAAACUCUCCGUGUUCUCUGCCGUGGAUGCUCCAGUGGCUCCUUCUGAUAAAGGGAUGAGUCUGUUUUUAAAUGGAGUGACCGACGACAUGAGGGACGCUCACAGACAGAGACUGUUCAGAGUGUCUCAUCAAGACCUGUUGGACGUGGCCGAGAGGUACUUGAGCGUGGGCCGGUGCACAGACGGAGCGGCCAUUUUGGGUCCAGAGAAUGAGGUCAUCAGGAAAGACCCCUCCUGGAUCAUCAAAUAAUUGUAAUAAUAAUAAUGAUGAUGUUACUUACUGUUUAGUAUUUAAUAUUUGAGGCGUUUUCAGUGGCCAAAACUCUGGUUUUGUUUCAUUAAGAGUCGUGUUUUUUUGCUGCUCAAAUCUCCACUCAAACAAAAUGACUUCAAUUGAGAAUAUUAAUUAAUUUCAAAGUGGAUGACAGUGACUAAAGUGAAUAUGUGAGUAUUUAUAUGAGUAUUUUUUGGAGUAUCCUGAUAAUGAUAUUAAGAAAUUGAAAGCCAUACGGAACAUUCUCCAUGGCUAUAGAUACGUUUUAUGCCUUAAAAGGAACAUUUUCAUAGAAACAAACAGGAGGAGGCCCUUCUGCUUUUUUCUAUAUUUUGGCUAAAAAGUUACAUGCUAUGACUUUAAGAUUCUACAAAUGUGAAAUGACUAUAAAAUUACCAACAGUAGUGCAAAGAUCUCACUUUAUACUCUGUCUGGACGUUUGCAACAACCACAUUUUUUUGUUUUUGUUUUUUUUUUACAAUUUAUAUCAGCUCUUUCUGUUACAUUUUCUAUUAUGAAUGAUCUACAUAAUAUUUAAAUUUGUCAUAUCUUCAGAACAACAAUAAUCUGCCCACCUCUGGACAGUUCUGACCAUUUCAAUUUUACUUAUAUUAUACUUUGAAUUUAAACGUAAAUCAGAGACUUGUUUUAUAAUGUCUCUGACUGUUUUGGCCCAGGGCAGCUGAGGUAACGAAUUUGUGGAGUGAAAUUAUAAUGACGUACUGCUGGAGGAAACUUGUCAAGGGUAAUAUUACAGUGUCUACUCUACAAAUGUUAAUUAAAGAGGGGGUACUAUGCUAAAUCAAUUGUGUGUCUUUCUUCCAAGUUCUAAUGUUGUUCCCUCAUCAAAAACAUGCGUAAAGAGGUUUUAGAUGUCAUCCAUGCAUGUUUGAGUAAUUUAGCGAUCUCUCCUGAUUUCAUUAGAGAGAAGCGCAAUAAAAGGAAACCAUGGUGAUCUAAAUACAUUAUGUUUUAGCAGUCGAUAUGCCAUAGAAGUGAAAUACCCCUCUUUAAGAUUCUGAAUUGAAGUCAUUUUAUUUCCUGUAGAUAUUAGUUUUUGCUGUUACUUUUGUGUAAAUACUGUAUGUACAAUGUGCGAUAUUAUAUUGUGAUACAAACCU
Messenger RNA from Periophthalmus magnuspinnatus, 4365 nucleotides. It is a transcript of the gene pitrm1, whose product is annotated as pitrilysin metallopeptidase 1. Gene Ontology annotation, molecular function: metal ion binding. The record is from RefSeq and is a predicted model, not a curated record. Gene Ontology annotation, cellular component: mitochondrial matrix. The transcript has 27 exons. Lineage: Eukaryota; Metazoa; Chordata; Actinopteri; Gobiiformes; Gobiidae. Bases 143 to 3220 code for a protein of 1025 amino acids. Gene Ontology annotation, biological process: protein processing.